UUAUAUUCUAUCACCUUCUAAAAGUUAAUCCCUGCCCAAUAUGCCGCCGUUUUGCCCUCAGCGAAACAUCCGACGUGGUCACCUGCUUGCUCCUCCCCGCAUAUAGAAAUCCCAGCAUUUCCAUUUUCCGAAUCUCGCAGGUUCUCAGCCACCUCAUCACAAACAAUUACCCUCAGCGCCAAACCGGUCACUCGGAUUUUCUCUCCGGUCACAAAAUGGAUCCGUUUCUUACAAUUACGGCUGUUUCGGUUCUGCUCGGCGCUUUAAUCGCGGUCGCCUUCUUUGGGAGCUACUUGAGCAAGCGACGAUCGGAGGUCCAGUCCAUCGCAAAAGCGGAGCCCCAAUCGGAUCCGAAGAAGCACCCGAGGCCUCCUCAGCCCAAGAAGUCUCACUCCAAAGCUCACUCCCAUUCCGCCGCUGAUAAGGAUCAAAACAAACGGCAUCAUCCAUUGGAUUUGAACACUCUGAAGGGUCAUGGUGACUCAGUCACUGGGAUAUGUUUUUCCUCUGAUGGGCAGAGUUUGGCAACAGCUUGUGCUGACGGAGUGGUCAGGGUGUUCAAGUUGGAUGAGGCUUCAAGUAAGAGUUUCAAGUUUCUGAGAAUUAAUUUGCCUGCAGGAGGCCAUCCAACAGCAGUUGCAUUCUCUAAUGGUGCAUCUUCUAUAGUCGUGGCUUCUCAGAUGCUUGCCGGUUCCUCUUUGUACAUGUAUGGAGAGGUAAAGGCCAAAGCUUCUGAUGAAACUAAACAACAAGCCAAGCUUCCUCUCCCAGAACUUAAAUGGGAACAUCACAAAGUCCAUGAGAAAAGAGCUAUUCUGACCCUCGUUGGAACUACUGCAAGUUAUGGAAGUGCUGAUGGGAGUACAAUUCUUGCCUCUUGUUCAGAAGGAACUGAUAUUAUCCUUUGGCAUGGAAGAACUGGGAAGAUUUUGGGAAAUGUUGACACAAAUCAGUUGAAAAAUACCAUGGCUGCCAUAUCACCAAACGGGCGUUUUAUUGCUGCCGCAGCUUUUACUGCAGAUGUGAAGAUCUGGGAAAUUGUAUACACCAAGGAUGGUUCAGUCAAGGAGGUUUCAAAAGCUAUGCAGCUUAAAGGGCAUAAGAGUGCAGUAACUUGGUUAUGCUUUGCUCCUAACUCGGAGCAAAUCAUCACAGCAUCCAAAGAUGGUUCAAUAAGAAUUUGGAAUAUCAACGUUCGGUAUCAUCUUGAUGAGGAUCCAAAAACUCUGAAGGUGUUUCCAAUACCACUUCAUGUUUCAAGUGGUGCUACUUUGCACUAUGAUCGUCUCAGUAUAUCUCCUGAUGGAAGGAUAUUAGCAGCAACCCAUGGUUCAACAUUGCAGUGGUUAUGUAUAGAAACUGGGAAGGUUUUGGACACGGCUGACAAAGCACACGAGGGUGACAUCACAUGCAUUUCAUGGGCGCCUAAGGCCAUUCAUAUGGGAGAUGGAGAAGUUUUGGUUUUAGCCACAGGCAGUGUUGACAAGAAAGUGAAGUUGUGGGCAGCUCCAGCAGUUCAUUGAUCCUAAAGGAAUCUCUUAGUGGACUUACGUGAAGCAAUGCAUGAAGAAGCCCUACCUCUUACAUAUUCGAUUGCAUUAGAUUUGCUUCUCCUAGUUGCCAGCCUUAGUUCCUCCAAGGGUUAAUAGUUCCAACAACUUCCUCGAUGAAAGCUACCUACACUUUAGCUGAAAGGUCAAAUGCAGGGUCUUCAGGGGUAUCGAAAUUGAGAAAUCAAAAACUUACUUUUCACUUGCAUUGCAUAGCUUGAUCUCACUGAAAUUUUGGUAACAAAAAGUUUAAUACAGAAAUAGACGAUGUGGUUGGCUGCCUCUUCCCCAAACUGGUCGCUUGAAAGACUUGGGAGUUGCUUUCUGAGUUAUCAGUAUUUACUAAAACUUUCCUUUUCUAUGACAUUCUGCCAAUGCUUUUUGGGAAAUGCUAUACAUCCCAAAUUUGUUUUCCAAAAUUUGGUUCUCAAAUGAUGUGUUACAAUCUCAUGUGAUCUAUUAUUUUGAAAAAUGUGUCACAAUCUCAUGGCCAUGGGAUUGUAACAUAUCAUUUGGAAACAGAAUUUUGGAAUAAAAUUUUGAGGAGUCUAGCAUUUCUCAUGCCUUUUAUGGUAUUAUUGAGUAGCGAAGCAGUGAGCAUUCCUAAAUAACAGAUUUAUAUGUCUUUACAGAGAUUAUCGCUCUGCAAAUUCUAUAAAUCUUAAAUGUACUCAUGAAGAAACAACAUUGAAGUGAUGGUCAUUUGGAAUUUCUAACGGAAAAGAUAAUUGUUACUUACAUUAUGUACUGUUAUACCUUGAAGUACUUGCUACCUUCAUCUCAAAUUGUUUGUGAAAAAAGGGGAGAUUUAAAAGAA
Molecule: messenger RNA, 2367 nt
Organism: Alnus glutinosa
Lineage: Eukaryota; Viridiplantae; Streptophyta; Magnoliopsida; Fagales; Betulaceae
Exons: 10
Coding region: 216-1523 (435 amino acids)
Molecular function (GO): protein binding
Source: RefSeq, a predicted model, not a curated record